This is a messenger RNA of Balaenoptera ricei (Rice's whale), 555 nucleotides long. It is a transcript of the gene ZNF80, whose product is annotated as zinc finger protein 80. Lineage: Eukaryota; Metazoa; Chordata; Mammalia; Artiodactyla; Balaenopteridae. The record is from RefSeq and is a predicted model, not a curated record. Gene Ontology annotation, biological process: regulation of transcription by RNA polymerase II. Gene Ontology annotation, molecular function: RNA polymerase II cis-regulatory region sequence-specific DNA binding; DNA-binding transcription factor activity, RNA polymerase II-specific.
AUGCAGGAAGGGCACUUAAAGCCAGUUACAGCCUCCCACAAGGAGGUUCUCCUUAAGAGAAUUAGCCUGGAGCGCAGUGGGGUGGGGAAGGAUGAUCGUCUGUGCUCAAGGGUUUUACAAAAGCAAGACUCUGCAGGAGAUGCUGUCCGUGAAUGUGACUCACAGGGACCAAGUGACACCUUGGUUCCUUCAGGGAAGAGCCUCUACGAAUGCAAAGAAUGCGGGAAAGUGUUUAACAAGAAUUGCCUCCUUGUUCGACAGCAGUGGAUUCACACUGGAGUGGAGCCUUACACGUGCCAGGUGUGUGGGAAGGCCUUUCGUGAAAAGGUCGACUUCGUCCGGCACAGGAGGAUUCACACUGGGCAGAAGCCCCAUAAGUGUGCAGAGUGUGGGAAGGCCUUCAGCCGUAGGUCACAUCUCGCGUACCACCCGCGGAUUCACACUGGCCAGAAGGCCUAUGAGUGCAGGGAAUGUGGAAAGGCCUCUGCCCACCACUCUGCUUUUGUCCAGCAUAAUAAGAUCCGCACUAGAGAAAAAACCUGUGAGUGCAAAUAA